UCCUCCUGCUCCAUGGCGGCCGCGGCGUCGGGGCCUGAGGCGGGGAAGGGGCGAUGGGCGCUGCCGGGGCUGCUCCGGGAGCACCGGGAUCCCGCAGAAGCGAGGAGACUAAUCAACAGCAUCUUUUAUUUGGUUUAAUUGCCGGUGACGGCGACCAUCGAGAGGAGCAAGCCCCCGCGGCCUCACAAGGGACGUGACGUGAGGCGGCCGGAAGCGGCGGCGCUGAGGGGGAGAGAGGAGGAGGCGGCUCAGCCAUGAAGCCGGCGGUGGAUGAGAUGUUCCCUGAGGGAGCGGGGCCCUACGUGGAUCUCGAUGAGGCAGGGGGAAGCACGGGGCUGCUGAUGGAUUUGGCCGCCAACGAGAAAGCCGUGCACGCCGACUUCUUCAAUGAUUUUGAAGAUCUCUUUGAUGAUGAUGACAUCCAGUGAACUCAGUUGCCCUGUGCAGUGCUGAGAAGCUCAUUUUUCUCGAGGAUCACCCGUGGUGUCCAUUAUUUAUUAAAAAUAAAACCAGAAAAGUCGCAGAGGGUGGGGAAAAACCAUCAGAAGCUGCCUGGGGAGUGUGAAAACCAGAUGGUUCAAGAUAACUGAGGAUAGGAUUGUGGAUUGUUAUUUCUAGGAAGUUAUAUGGAGAUUUUUCUUCUAAAUUUUACUUGCUGAUGUGCUCAUGCAAUAAAACACUGAAAAAAAA
This is a messenger RNA of Calypte anna (Anna's hummingbird), 690 nucleotides long. It is a transcript of the gene COPS9, whose product is annotated as COP9 signalosome subunit 9. The coding region runs from base 255 to 428 and encodes 57 amino acids. Lineage: Eukaryota; Metazoa; Chordata; Aves; Apodiformes; Trochilidae. The record is from RefSeq and is a predicted model, not a curated record. The transcript is spliced from 3 exons. Gene Ontology annotation, biological process: negative regulation of protein neddylation.